AUGCUGCGGAUGACCCAUAUCAGCCUGCCUGUUCUGGGCCAGGCCUCUGCUCGGAGUGUGUCGAAGCGGGCAGCCAAGCCACUGCAGGUGCUGGUGGCCAAGGAUGGAGUGGAGGUGGCCGGGCGGGCGCGGGUGCGCGGCGAGCGGGUCGGCGUGGCGGCUGGCUUUAUGCGCAACAAGCUGUACCCUGCGGGCGAUGCGGUGUAUGACACCGAGGUCAACCGGGCGCUGUUUGCGCGCGAGGAGGCGAUCGAGGCGGCGACCAAGGCGGCGGCUGGUGAGCGGGCUGCACAGGCCGAGGCCAAUGCGAGCGCGGCCAAGGCGGUGCUGGAGGUGGCGGCGGGCAAGGGCGAGCUUGCGGUCGCGCUGGAGCCCGGACGGAACGGCGCCAACGUGUUUGGCGUGGCCAAGGCUGUCGGCGACGGUGCAGCUGGCGAUGCGAGUCUGAUCUCGCUGCUCGGCCUGCCCAAGGCUGUGCUCGGCCAGGGCGUGCACGAGGUGGCUAUUGCCGGCUCGGCAGCCAAGCUGACGGUUCGGGUCGGGUGAGGUGCUUCGUAAACGAUAGGGAUCGCG
Molecule: messenger RNA, 573 nt
Organism: Thecamonas trahens ATCC 50062
Lineage: Eukaryota; Apusomonadida; Apusomonadidae
Exons: 2
Coding region: 1-546 (181 amino acids)
Source: RefSeq, a predicted model, not a curated record